AUGCAACGAUUGCCUGAACAUAUACGAGAAGAAUUACAAGCUAUUGCUGUUAAAAAAUCUGGUAUUUUAAGAGAUAGUGUUCAGCGGUUUUGGAUACAGGCUGAAUGUGAUGUUCAAUAUGAACAAACAUAUUAUAGAAAUUUCUUUGGUAGAACAAAUGAAAAUAUUGCACAAUUUUAUUUAGGUGAUAAUUUGAAGAUGUGUGUUAAAACACAUCGAAUGAAAUACGAUGAAAAAGGUAAUUUGAUCGAUGAUCAAAGGGAUAGUGAAAGUGAUCAAUCAGCUGAAGCUGAAUUUGCCCGUGUCUUUACUAAAUAUUAUGAUGAAAUUGGUGAGUAUUUUCCCGAAUUUUUGCGUCUCAAAGAAUUAUUAAAAUUAGGCGUAUUAUCGCGUAUUAUACAAGGACGAUAUGAAAGCCAACGUGAACUGGCCCCUCGAAUUGAAAAUGAUAGGGAUUUAGACGACUAUUUAACAAAUAUCAAACAGAAAAUUUCUCAUUAUCCUACUGGUUCGAAUGAAACUGAUGAAAAGAUUUUGAAUGCUAUAUCCAAAAGCUUAUGCAAACAAUUUUAUUGUAAAAAAGAAAAAGCAAAAUUGAAGCCGACAAUUGAAAAAUUGCAUUUUUACUAUGACGAUGAUAGUGAGAAAGAUAGUGAAAUGAGUAAUAAUUCAACACAAUGUUCCUGGGUAUCAGCAGCCUUUUCAUCUGAACUCAAUAUGAAAGUUUACGGUGGUGUGCAACUAAGUGGAAAACUUAAAGAAACACAGGGAUUAAAAGAAAAGCACGAAAAAGAUAAAUCCAUAACAAAAGAAGUUGCCAUAGAUUUGAUUCGAGUAAUUGAUAAAAUUAUAAUCAAAAAGCAAGCUGAUGAAAAGAGAGGUGAAGAGAUAGCUCAAGGCAAUGACGUUGUGCUAGGCUAUAUUAAAGACAAUUUAAAAAGAUCGACAACUAGCGGCGAUGAUGGGGGCAAAGUUCAGAAGAUUAUAUAUGGUUUAAUAGCGGAAUAUCUGCCUACGGAUACAAAGAAAGAAAAUACACCUAAUUAUUUUAAAAGAGGUUGUGGAGGCAAUGUAGCACGAAAAGAGUUUGAAAAUUUGUCUGGCACACCAAUCGCAAAACCUAUGAAAGGCAAAACACAAGAUGUUAAAUUAAUAGUGAAAGAUUUAAAUAAUGGCCAACGAGCAACACUACGUCCGAGUGCCACUACGUCCGAGUGCACAAGGCAAUUUAACAUUAGACAUAUUACAGAAAAAUGUAAACAAUGA
Messenger RNA from Didymodactylos carnosus, 1266 nucleotides. NCBI's taxonomy places the organism in Eukaryota, Metazoa, Rotifera, Eurotatoria, Philodinida, Philodinidae. The record is from the annotation of a GenBank genome assembly.